GGGGUGGGAAAAAAAGUUGUGUGUUGUAGAAGUUAUCAAGUGGGAUUUGCGGCGCUCUCUGCAGGAAACUACAGCGUGUCUAGUUCAAAGCCACAUGCACCAACGUGACAUAUAAGCCAUUAAAAUAUCAUCCUGACGGCUCAUUUCUGCUUCAUCAUACAUUCCCUAACUGCGUCCGAAGGCUGCAAAGAAGACAUGAAGGAUGACCGGCUCACUGGAACCACAAAAGAGAGGCUUGGAGGGGCUCGUGGUCCCCCCUCAGCCAUCCCGAAGUGAUGUGCCGAAAUGAGGUGAUCCGGGCAACAGGUGGAGCCAGGACAAGACAAGAUCUGCAAAGCUUCAGGAAAAUUCCCUUCAGUUCCAACACUUGACAACUGACUGUUGACAGAAAACCUGAUUGUGUUCGAGGCUCCAAGUCAGACCAUGAGAUACAAGGCCUCCUUGGUGGUGAGGAAACGGUUGCGGCUUUACCGAAACGCCCUGAAAGAUUCCAGUAGCAGCUCCGGACACCAUGGCCCCCAGCUCGCCGCCGCUGUCGCCGGCCCCUCGGUGUUCCUGGGUCUUCCUGAGCAGUCUCCCCGGGCCUCCCCCAGCAGUCCUUUGAAUGGCCUCCUCCAUCUGGGGCUCCCUGGAGACAUGUAUGCGCGGCCCGAGCCCUUCUCGUCCGGGCCCGCAGUCCGCAGCGACGCCCUGGUAUCUGCAGCCGCCCUUCACGGCUACGGGGGCAUGAACCUGACCAUGAACCUGGCGGCGCCGCACGGCCCUGGCGCCUUCUUCCGCUACAUGCGCCAGCCCAUCAAACAGGAGCUCAUCUGCAAGUGGUUGGCGGCCGAUGGCCUUGCGUCCCCUGGCCUCUGUUCCAAAACUUUCAGCACCAUGCACGAGCUGGUCACACACGUCACCGUGGAGCACGUCGGCGGCCCAGAGCAGGCCAACCACAUCUGCUUCUGGGAGGAGUGUCCGCGCCAGGGCAAGCCCUUCAAAGCCAAAUACAAACUUGUAAAUCACAUCCGCGUGCACACGGGCGAGAAGCCCUUCCCUUGUCCUUUCCCGGGGUGUGGGAAGGUUUUUGCUAGAUCAGAAAAUCUCAAAAUACACAAACGGACGCACACAGGCGAGAAGCCCUUCCGGUGCGAGUUCGAGGGCUGUGAGCGGCGCUUCGCCAACAGCAGCGACCGAAAGAAGCACUCUCACGUUCACACGAGCGACAAGCCGUACACUUGCAAGGUGCGCGGCUGCGACAAAUGCUACACGCACCCCAGUUCACUCCGCAAGCACAUGAAAGUGCAUGGGCGCUCGCCGCCGCCCCCCAGCUCGGGCUACGACUCGUCCACGCCGUCCGCGCUCGUGUCGCCCUCCUCAGACUGCGGCCGCGAACCCCCGGCGGCGGCUUCUUCCUCCUACUCUUCCUCCUCCUCCUCCGCGGCGGCCGCGGCGGCGCGUGGCGCCGACCUGAGCGAAUGAUGUCCACCGCGUUGCUCGCUAGGUAAUCUCGCCGAGCGCAGCUGAGCGCCCGCAUCUCGCGCCUGCGACAUCAAAGGGCCCGCUCACAAAGCAGUGUUUCUUCGCCACGGUGCAUCUUCACGGUAAGUUAGGAUUUCUAUGGCAAUGCGCAAGUCGCACUGAAAUCCUGAAAGGCCGAGCCUGGAGCCCGUCCAGGCUUUUCAUUACGGACAUAAUAUUUACGUCUAAGAGGCCUUUUUCUUGUGUAUACAAGUAUAUAUUUUUGUUUGACGCGGACUAAAUCAUUUUCAUUUAAUUUCCGGUAAACAAAACCCACGCGAAUGGGCACUUGUUCCCGAUCAUAAUAAAAAUGGAUAAUAAUGCGAGAGAAGAAAAGGGCCGCUUGAAUCACUGCUCGGCCCCCUUUGUUUCUGCUUUCUGCGGUGAUCAGAGGGCGCAUUUGGGUUUGAUGGCGAAUUUCUAAAGGCGAGGAAAUGGUUUGUAAAGGGGAAAGAAAAGGAGAAAGGUCUAAUCAAGCCCGGGUUGUUCAAAGAGUCGGGUUUUGGGGUUGAAAGUGUGAGUUUGACGGUGCAUCAGCAUGCCGCGUUAGGCUCGCCAUGGAAAUGCGCGCGGGGAGCGGCCGCUUCAAAGGCGGCACACUUCUCGGCAGACACUCUAUUAAGAUACAUUUGCGCUGACCUUUGCCAUCACGCCAUUGAAUACUGGCACUGCGAUCUCCAGUAUAUACUUCCUCCCUCAGACCUGCCUCGCCUGCGUUUAGGGGUUCCCUCUGAGCCCCGAAGUGGGGAGCCUGGGCGUCCGGGAUGCUUUCAGGAGAGGGAGGAGCUGGACUCUGCUCUGAGCCUCGCCUCGGGACUGCUCCCCCAAGAGGCUCCAGGGUCAGAAACACAUUCCUUUCGGGCAAGCUCAGAAGUUUCUCCCAUGGGCACCUCCAGCUCGAUUUUGCCCAGAAUACUGUCAGAAUCUCCAUCGAGGCAGGGGGAGA
Messenger RNA from Echinops telfairi (small Madagascar hedgehog), 2449 nucleotides. It is a transcript of the gene ZIC4, whose product is annotated as Zic family member 4. Gene Ontology annotation, cellular component: nucleus. Gene Ontology annotation, molecular function: DNA-binding transcription factor activity, RNA polymerase II-specific; RNA polymerase II cis-regulatory region sequence-specific DNA binding. Lineage: Eukaryota; Metazoa; Chordata; Mammalia; Afrosoricida; Tenrecidae. Gene Ontology annotation, biological process: regulation of transcription by RNA polymerase II; central nervous system development. The transcript is spliced from 6 exons. The record is from RefSeq and is a predicted model, not a curated record. Bases 424 to 1464 code for a protein of 346 amino acids.